Peronospora matthiolae is the source of this 315-nucleotide messenger RNA. The record is from the annotation of a GenBank genome assembly. NCBI's taxonomy places the organism in Eukaryota, Oomycota, Peronosporomycetes, Peronosporales, Peronosporaceae.
AUGGAUUUGGCUUCGAAAAGUCAAAAAGGAAAGAAGAAGUUGAAGUCAUGGACGCGUGAUGCCCACAGUACUCGGGGUGCAUCGAAACGUGCGCAGUCUGUUGGUGCUCAGGAGGAGCAAGAACGUGAAGAGAGUGUCGUGGCUCACAUUUUUGAGCGCGAUCCCAAGAAUUAUGGGAAAGCGAUGCGCAGCAGCAAGCGCGAAGGGUGGGAUAUAGCCAUGCGCGAAGAGAUAGAAGCCCUCGAAGAAAAAAAGUUUGUCGAUUGGUCAAGUAAAGUCCCAGUAAUUAUGCACUGCAAACCAAACGGGUCUUAA